This is a messenger RNA of Amoebophrya sp. A120, 2017 nucleotides long. The record is from the annotation of a GenBank genome assembly. NCBI's taxonomy places the organism in Eukaryota, Dinophyceae, Syndiniales, Amoebophryaceae.
GCCCCUUUUUCGGCCAGCCGCUUCAAGCUGGCCGUCGGCUCCUGAUAAAGAUGGUUCUCCUGCUCCUCCCCCGCCCGCAAUCACGGAUCAUCCAACAGCUACUUUUUGUUUCUCUCCCGCUUGCGCACCUAUUGGUUUCCGCAAGCGACCAGGCGACAGACUUCGCCAACCGACGCCCAAUCGUCGGCGUGGAUGAAAGAACAGCACCUCGACCUCCUCCUCCUAUGCUAGUACAAAAUGCAUCGCCAGAAAAAAGAACAGCACCAGAAGCCUCCCUGCCACUGCAACUACGUGAGAAGGAUAAUUUCCCGCCCCGACCAAUGCGCGAGGGCCCGUCGAGAACUACGCAGAACAAAACUAAAACCAGACCCCACUCUUCGUUUAGCAAAGACCACACUUGUCACCAGCAGCACGGUCGCAAAAGACAAACCUUCAUCUCCCGCAGCACUACAAACCAACAUCCUAAUCACAGCGAAGCGCAGGAGGUUCGAGUCCUGGUUGAGAGAUCACUGCAAGGUCACCGGCUUGGGGAACAUUUUCCUCGGCACGUUCCAGACCCCGGGUAGUACCUCAUUUUCCAAGAAAAAAGUGCGCGGUCUCGGGGCCCGAAAAGCGUUUUCGGCAAACGCCGAGGAGUUAGUUUGCACACCAACGGCGUGCUCAGUGGGUGGAGUGGUGAAUCUGCCGGAAAGGUUUAAGCAGCUGGGGAAGCGGUUUCCAGAGGUAUAGUUUUCAUCUUGCUUCACGUUCUUUACAACAUAGGCUUCUCAAGUUUGAUGUUCCUGUCAUGCAUAUUCAAGUUCCGUUUUGGUCGUUUUUCUACAAGUUAUAAAUCCAAAGACUCACUUCUAUCAGUCCUGCCCCGACUCGGUGCUGGGAAAAUUAUGGCUAGCGGAGGAAUUGACUCUGGGGGAAGACAGCUGGUACGCACCAUAUUUGGAAUUCUUGCCGCCGCGAGAAGCGUUUCAACACCAUCCGGCGACGAUUGUGCAAAGCAGGGAGGAGGAAUGCGGAAAAACCAAAUUGGCGCAAGCAGAAACGGCGGAACAGUUCAACAAACUGAAUUCUUCUUCAGCUCUCUCCACCAGCUCCGAGACUAUUUCCACGGCAGGAUCAACAGCAGCAAAGCAGAAUUGCAAAAUACACAACCCCCAGCAGCACGCCGCGCGGCGCUUAUGGUUACCGAAGUGGGUGCGGUUGAAUGAAUGCUACAGGAAAUACGUGGUACAACUAGGGGCGACAGCGAUAAACGACGUUCGUACCACCACAAACCGGAGCGACGACGAGUAUACAACUACCGCAGGAAAUUUUUUAGAGUCGGCGACUACCAGGCGUGGACCUGGUGGUGAACAACAGCCUACGACUGUUGCUGCCACAGAUAGUGUAUCAAAUGCAAAAAUGUCUGGGUCUGGAAGAUUUCUAGAUUUGUCAUGCAUAUUUUCCCUGAUCCAUGUCGUCUGGAAUGCAGGACCUAGCAUGACAGAUUGUGCCAGAUCCCUACCAUGCCUAUCCUGCAUGAGAAACUGCCUCUCGAUUAGGUCAAAAGGGGACAGCUUCUGGUAAUCAUGCAGCACAGAUUUUUACAUGAUUCAGUUUUAGCAUGACAAGUUGCAGACCCACACAUUUUUGCAUUUGAUAGAGUGUGUCCGAAACUGAAUCUCCACGUCCCCUCCCAAAGCACCUGCUGCACGCGCUGCUGCUCUCGCACACACGGGAAUUUCGGGGAGACUUGCUCGGAUUAGAACCGCUGCUCGAUUUUGUGCACCACGGACAUUUUUCAACUAGUACCGCGAAGAACGGAGGUACCUCGGGCAGUGGAGCUGCAUCAAGGCAGUCCACGAAUGGCACAGCACUCCCUCUUACGUCGUCGAAAGCAGCAAACAACGCCGUCUACGUGCCUGGUCGAAUUGUGGCGCGAAAAGUGGAGUAUGGGGAAGGACACGGGGGUAAAACGAGUGCGGCGAAAGUUCGUAGUCCAAUCGAUAUGACGAGAAACAGAGCCCAAAUCCCUUGUUAG